This is a messenger RNA of Gamsiella multidivaricata, 1548 nucleotides long. RefSeq lists its product as uncharacterized. The coding region runs from base 107 to 1381 and encodes 424 amino acids. The record is from RefSeq and is a predicted model, not a curated record. Gene Ontology annotation, biological process: protein deubiquitination. NCBI's taxonomy places the organism in Eukaryota, Fungi, Mortierellomycota, Mortierellomycetes, Mortierellales, Mortierellaceae. The transcript is spliced from 2 exons. Gene Ontology annotation, molecular function: cysteine-type deubiquitinase activity.
AAAAAAAAAAAAAAAGCAUUCAGACCCGCCUUCUUCCUCCUCCCCUCUACGUCGCCAUUCCCUUCCUGUAUACAUUCGAAUCACUCUACAUCCAUACUCUUCAGCGAUGGCUCCCGUAAAGACAAGAUCAACCUCAUCACGGCAUCGUCCUCACCGCGGAUACAAGGCCGAUCCAGAGGACACCAACGACGACGAGGACUUUUACGGCAUGCGAGAGCUCAAGCAUCAGCUUGCCAGUCUAAAUCUCCAGCUUAAAGACACAAUGGGCGAUGGCAACUGCCUCUUCAGGGCCUGCGCAGACCAGUUCUACGGCAUCGAGAAAGACCAUACGUCACUGCGCGCAGAGGUCUGUCAGUACAUCGAGGAGCACACAGAGCACUUCAAGUCGUUUCUCGACAACGAGACCGUCGAGGCCCAUGUGGCCCAGAUGCGUAAAAACGGGACCUAUGGUGGCAACAUUGAGCUUGUCGCCUUUGCACGCAUGAAGCGGGUUGAUAUCAAGGUCUACCAGCCUGGAUAUAUAUUUGUGAUCGAGGGAGUCGAUGUCAAGAAGGAGGGAUCCAGUCCAGGACAGCGGCCGACCAUGCACAUCGCGUACCACAGCUGGGAACACUACUCUUCAAUACGCAACAUUGACGGCCCACACGAGGGCUUGCCAGAGAUCAACCCUCGCCCCACCAAACAACAACCACUUGCAAAACUUACCAACAAAGAUCCACCACGGGCCAUUGAGCGUGAAAUCAUGAAAAUCUCAGGCGUUAACGAUCUAGAGCUUAUCCGUGAACUGCUCGAAAAGUAUCGUGGUGAUUUCGACUGCGUUUACAACGACCUUGCAGAGAAAGUAUUUGCAGAUGCCAAUGGUAGCGAUCGUGACGAUAACAGUAGUCCUGAAGGCGAAACCAAAGAAGAGUCCAAGGGUUCGGUUCAAAAGACUAAAGGUGAACAGGAUACGAAAGCGGGCAAGACAAAAGAUCCCAAGGCAGGGACCAAGGAUGAAAUCAUCACAGCACCUGAUCCGCCUUCUCAGAGCAACUCGAUUGAUACCGAACCUUCAGUAGCAUGUUCAAAGUCCUCUUCACGCGCAUCAUCUCCAGGCUUUGUACCCUCACGGACAGGUUCACCAGCAAUAUCAUCUACUGAAACACCUAUGGCAUCGGAUGAACCAGCACAAGGUGUGAUUCCUAAAAAACGAAUAUCUGCAAGAGAAAAGAAGGAGUUGGCGAAGCGGAAUCAGAAGCUGAAUCGAAAGAACAAGGGUAAAGUCGGAGCUGCAAGUGCCGACGCCAGUCCGAGUAGCAAUAGCAGCAGUGGCGGCGAGCGGAACUCAACAGAUCAUCCGGCAAGUCGAGCAGGCAGCAACAUGCGAGAGCUCUUUGUCUAACCAACAGUGUACAAAUGUAUUCGCUAUAAUGAAAUAAACCAGCUUUUUUUUUGGCGCCGAUGUUUCUUUGUGGUGCCUUUUUGAUCUAUCCAUUCAAAGAGCCUUUGUGGGGGAUGUCGCGGUCUAAAGGAAUUCCUCUGCCUGCACACAGCCACAUUUUGUGUUUG